AUGACGUCGAUUUGCAGCUUUGUGUGGACCUUAAGACGUCUAUAUAAAACAGUGUUUGUACUGCCCUGCCGCCGAAUGAAGCUAACAUUACGUCUGUUUAUCAUGUUCCAAAUAUCAAUUAGUAUGAUAUGUUUGUAUAAAACGAUUACUUAUUCUCUUAAUAAACUUGGUCAAUCUGUCGACAAUAGUGAAUACCAUGAGAAAAUCCGAAAUAUCAGAGAAUUUACUCCGAAUGAAAGUAUCAAAACCAUGAAACCUCUGCCCCUUAUCAAAACCAUGAAACCUCUGCCCCUGUGUCCAGAAGUUCCGCCUGGCCUCGUUGGAAAGGUGAAAAUUGAUUUUGCCAACUAUGAAAUGGUUCAAGUAGAGAAAAAGUACAAAAAUCUUCAAAAUGGUGGCAGAUACAAACCGAAAUAUUGCACCGCUCGACAUCGAGUAGCUAUCAUUAUCCCCUACCGGAACCGGAAAUUACACCUACUAGUGCUCAUGAACAACCUUCACGCCGUUCUCCAACGGCAGCAGUUGGAUUAUGGCAUAUACGUCGUAGAGGUGGCGCCAAUGUCGGACUUUAACCGGGCGUUGUCUCUCAACAUUGGGUUCACGGAGGCCAGCCGGGAUUACGACUACCAAUGUUUUAUCUUCCAUGACGUGGACUUGAUCCCAGAGAAUGACCAUAAUAUUUACUCAUGUCCCUCAGGUCCACGCCAUAUGUCUGUAGCCGUGGACAAACUAAAAUACAAAUUACCUUAUCAGACAAUCUUCGGAGGUGUGGCCGCGAUGAAGAAGAAAGAUUUUGUCAAUGUAAACGGUUUCUCAAACAAGUUCUUUGGCUGGGGAGGCGAGGACGACGAUAUGUACAAGAGACUUAAAAAUACCCAUCUAAACAUCACUCGAUACAAACCGGAUAUAGCCAGGUACCGGAUGUUGUCACACAAAAAAGACUUAUCCACGAAUAAAGACAGAUUUUACCUGUUGAGACACACUAACGACACCUGGCGGACGGACGGACUGAACUCUCUAACGUACAAGCUUAUCAAGACCGAUCGCCAUAGAUUGUUUACAUACAUUCUCACUGACAUCGAUCCAGCCCACCCUGCCUACUUUACAGAUCAGUUGAAAAUUGUUCAAGAAUCGUUGGACAGGAUGAGAGAAGACUUCAAAAAGAAUAACAAAAUGAAGAGCAAGGGAGAUAACUCAACUUUAGAGAUCAUUGGAGCUAACUCGUCUACUCUUGAUGUAGUCAAUACCACAAAAUUUAUGAAACACAAAAAGAAACCUUAUCAGCUGCCUUAUAGUACUGUUGCUAAAUCUAAACCAAAACCUGCAGGAUCUUUACAUCCUAUACAAGGGUUUAUAACAUACCUCAAAAUGUUUCUAAGUGACGAAGGAGGUAUUGAUAGAGUUCCGGAUAAGAAAUUAGCAACAUUUGUGCGAGGCUUUGUAAAUAACAUGACGGAAGCUGGCUUUUCAAUAAGCGCUGAUUUAAAAUUUAGAAAGAAUUCAAAAGGCAGACUUGAUAAAACGAAGAACUCGGGUAAAAAUAAAUAUAAAAAUAUAGACAAAGAAUGGCCCAUCACAAUCAGGACAGCCACGAAGAAGAAAGUUGACAUCAAUAUGGUUAUGGUUGCUAUAUCUAUUAAGUGA
Molecule: messenger RNA, 1644 nt
Organism: Ylistrum balloti
Lineage: Eukaryota; Metazoa; Mollusca; Bivalvia; Pectinida; Pectinidae
Product: beta-1,4-N-acetylgalactosaminyltransferase bre-4-like
Exons: 9
Coding region: 1-1644 (547 amino acids)
Biological process (GO): carbohydrate metabolic process
Molecular function (GO): glycosyltransferase activity
Source: RefSeq, a predicted model, not a curated record